CAAACGGUACCAAUCGGAAAAGGCGAAAGAAUCAGGAGCCUUAUCUGGGAAGGCGAAAGAAUCGGUUUACACAAGAAGAGAUGGCCCAAUUUUUUAACCUUCUUCAAGGAACUCUCUCCCCAAGCAAUUCCAGCUUCUACAAUUGCCUCAACAAUGCAAUGAUGUUUCUCCAACAUAAAUCGUGUUCGUAUAACAGAAAGCGUGAUAAGCUUCAAAAAUAUCAAGGCAUUCAAUCUUUUCUGCAAGGUAGUUGGAAGGUGAUAGAUCAUGUUGAGAAAUGCUCACUUCAAGCCCAAGGUAAGGCCUAUGUUCAUGAUGCAGGAGAAUUAGAUGCAUUUCCACAUAUACAAACUCUUAAAGGAUUUCCCAAGGAGGAGCUUUUUGCAAAAGUGGUGAUGGUUCGAUUUGAUUCUGCAAUCCUACUCCAGAAAGAACUGGACCUGAAGAGCCAAGUCACCAGUGCAGUUUCUACCAUCAAGUAUUUAUUUGAAGCUGGGGCCAAAAUAAUUCUACUGAGUGAUUGGAACAUGAAAAUUAAUUCAAAACUUCUUGUGGUGGAAUCUGUUGCAGAUUUUCUGUCAUCAGUACUCCAACUCAAAGUUGCUCCAUCAAGAUGCAUUUCCAAUUGUAGUCUGUCUAAGAUGGAAGAGCUUGAGAAAGCAGACAUUCUUCUUCUUGAGAAUCUUUCUGAGUUCAAAGGGGAACUUGCUAAUUGUUCAAAGUUUGCUGAACAAUUAUCUUCAGUAGUUGAUAUCUUUGUCAAUGAUUCCUUUUCCAAUUCUCAUAAAAUUCUUGCAUCAACUGUUGGUGUUCCUCGCUUUUGCUCUGCCUGUGUGGCUGGGUUUCACUUUGAGGAGAGCCUAUGUCAACUAAAGAUGGCUGCCCAAAUCAAUAAGAAACCAUGUAUUGCAAUUAUUGGAGGGGGUAAUCUUUUUGAUAAAGCAAGUGCAGUUAGAUACUUGGCUUCUAGAUGUGACGGGUUGGUGUUUGUUGGGAUGAUGGCAUUCCAAAUAAUGCAUGCCUUAGGACUGCAUGUUCCCUUGAAUUUGUUGGAAGGUGGACCACUGAAAGAAGCUUCAAAUAUAGUUCAGCUUGCGCAAAACAGAAAGAUACCAAUUCUAUAUCCAAAAGACUUCUGGUGCAUGACUAAUGAUUUUCCAAAGCAAAUGGAAAUAUUUCCUGCCUAUGGUAUUCUUGAUGGUUGGAUACCUGUUGAUCCUGGACCCAAAGCAUUGGAUGAAAUAAAUUCUUUGCUUACAGGUUGCAAGAAAAUUAUCUGGAUUGGUCCAGUAAAAUUCAGGUUGCCAAGUCAGGAUAUAUAUGGAGCAUCUAAGUUGGUGUCAAUGCUUGAUAGACUAACUCAAAGCAACUGCGAAAUAACUGUUAUUGGGAAUAUGGCUUGCAAAGCAGUUAUGAAGGAAUCAAGUUUUGUCUCAGUUUAUAAUAUGGUUGAGAAUGCUUCAGUGGUGUGGGAAUUUCUCAAAGGAAGAAAACUUCCUGGUUUAAUGGCCUUAGAUAGAGCAUACCCAGUUGAGAUUGAUUGGAAUGCAGCCUAUAGUCAUCCAUCCCAACCCUUGGUAGUUGACAUUGGCAGUGGAAAUGGAUUGUUUCUUCUAGCCAUGGCUAAAAGGAGGGAGGACUUGAAUUUUCUUGGGUUAGAGAUUAAUGAAAAGCUUGUAAGACGUUGUCUAGACUGUGUUCAUCAAUAUGGCAUAAUGAAUGGAUACUUCAUUGCAACAAAUGCUACAUCAACAUUCAGAUCAAUAGUUUCCAGUUACCCUGGAGACUUGGUUCUUGUUUCAAUACAGGUUGUGACAAUAAGCUACAAGUGGUCACAUUUCAACUAUAAGUUUCAAGUUUUGGGCUGCACACCAAGCCAAAGCGGUCAAACUUGUGGUUCAGAAGCAGCCAUGGAGAUGGUUCCUUACCAUGGGAGUCUCCCUGUGUCAUCAGUAUUCUCACCAAUUAUGUCAGUGUGUCCAAACCCUGAUUUCAACAAACCAGAACAUAGAUGGAGAAUGCUGCAAAGAUCAUUAGUUGAAGCAGUAGCUGAUCUGCUUGCAUCUGAUGGAAAGGUCUUUCUGCAAUCAGACAUAGAAGCAGUGGCAGUGAGAAUGAAAGAACAUUUUCUGAAAUAUGGCAAGGGCAAACUCUCUGUUGUGCACAAUGAAGACUGUACUGAGACUGACAGAAAAGGAUGGCUUAAGGAGAACCCUUUCGGUGUUCGGUCAGAUUGGGAACAGCACGUUGUAGAUCGUGGUGCCCCUAUGUACAGAUUAAUGCUUUCUAAAUCUACUAGGCCUAAUUAAGUAAUUGCAGCAGGCUGAUGAUGCACUAAAACUGGCUAUUGUCAGCCAUGGUACUAACCCUGAAAACAUUAUAAUUCUCAAAGAAUAGUUGGCAGCCGUUCAAUUUUGGUAGGCUCAAAUGCAUUUCCCCUUCUGACAGUUACUUGCACCAAUAGUCUUCCUGUGAGAUGCUGGACUUUUGUAUUGUUGUUGUCCAAAAAAAGAGUAUCACUAUUUGUACC
Molecule: messenger RNA, 2530 nt
Organism: Vitis vinifera (wine grape)
Lineage: Eukaryota; Viridiplantae; Streptophyta; Magnoliopsida; Vitales; Vitaceae
Exons: 16
Coding region: 81-2309 (742 amino acids)
Biological process (GO): glycolytic process; tRNA modification; gluconeogenesis
Cellular component (GO): cytosol
Molecular function (GO): ATP binding; phosphoglycerate kinase activity; ADP binding
Source: RefSeq, a predicted model, not a curated record